This is a messenger RNA of Lactuca sativa (garden lettuce), 1315 nucleotides long. RefSeq lists its product as uncharacterized. Gene Ontology annotation, biological process: regulation of DNA-templated transcription. Gene Ontology annotation, molecular function: DNA binding; DNA-binding transcription factor activity. Lineage: Eukaryota; Viridiplantae; Streptophyta; Magnoliopsida; Asterales; Asteraceae. The record is from RefSeq and is a predicted model, not a curated record.
UUUUCUAUAAGAACCCAACCCCAUGAUUCAUCACAAAACUAGACUCCAACGACCCAACCACAGAUCAUGGCUAACUCAACAUCACCGGUGCCGCCAGUCAGCGGUGGUGCUAAGGGAAGACGAAAGAUGCCCAACUCAAGGGGCCACCCUAAAUACGUAGGGGUACGACAGCGGCCGUCGGGGCGGUGGGUGGCGGAGAUCAAGGACUCGUUACAGAAGGUCCGUUUAUGGUUAGGGACAUUCGACACUGCCGAGGACGCUGCCCGGGCGUAUGACCAAGCUGCCCGAACUUUACGUGGAGAUAACGCGCGUACCAAUUUUGAGCUACCGAAUUCAAACGAUGUUCCGUGUGUGUCACUUGACACCGAGCCGUUUUCUUUUGAGGAGGCGUGUAGUUCAGACGGUGGCGAUGAAGGUCUUCUUGGCGUGCUCAAGGCGAAGCUUAGCUCAAAACAUACAAAAACGACUAAUGUGAUGUGUUUUAACAGUACAAGAAAGAGAAAAGCAUCGCCACCACCACCAUCACCGCCUGAUCAGGCGGUGAAGUGUGGUGGAGGCAAGGUGGUGGUUGAUAUUUUGCCGCCUGAUCCAGAUCGUGUUUGUGAUGCCAUUGAGGUCGCGAGUCCUAACCACUACGACGGGUUGAUCCAACCAUGCUAUGAGCCGCUACCUCCAGCAACGGAGCCAUGGUCUAGUGAAAUUCCAUGGGUGGCGAGUAACCAAUCAAGUGGCUUGUUUGAGUCUAGUCUCAUGGAUUCCAUGUGGCCGGUGUUUUCAACCGAGGCUAACCAGUUAACUGGAACCGGGAUUUGGCCAUCGGAUCAACCGGUGGUGCAGUGUGAGUAUGGUUGGGAUGGUGGUGGUUUGAGUCAAUAUUCCACUAAUAGUGUUGCAAUCAAUGCUUCUAAUUGGGAUCCUUUCGUUUAUGUAAAUUCAGUUCUAGGUUGACACAUGACAUGAUAUAUAUAUAGUUCUUUAAUUAGAUUAACAAUUCUUUAUCCUUGUAAAUUCUUCCAAAUAGGAUUGUGGGAUAUAUAAUCAACAACUUGGAUAUAUCAAAAUUAAUCCAAUAAAAAAGACAACUUCUAGUUUAGACAAAGACGACUUCACCUGCCUUCCUUAAAGCUAAAAUAACGUGAGAUAAAAUAAUUAAAAAAAAAAGGCUCUAACAUAUGUAGAAUGCUUAUCAUUUCCAAAACCUUCACCUUCUUCGUUGUCUCUGCGUUCUUGUCAAAACCUGUUUUCUCAUUUUCCCUCUCAUGCAAUUUGCUUCAUGGAUGACGUGUACUUCAUUUUCCAUUGUAGAUGAGGCCAA